Messenger RNA from Ipomoea triloba (trilobed morning glory), 1231 nucleotides. Its product is annotated as probable GMP synthase [glutamine-hydrolyzing]. The transcript is spliced from 5 exons. Bases 94 to 1038 code for a protein of 314 amino acids. NCBI's taxonomy places the organism in Eukaryota, Viridiplantae, Streptophyta, Magnoliopsida, Solanales, Convolvulaceae. The record is from RefSeq and is a predicted model, not a curated record. Gene Ontology annotation, molecular function: DNA-3-methyladenine glycosylase activity. Gene Ontology annotation, biological process: base-excision repair.
CUUCAUUAAUUCUCUCAAUUCAACCACUGUACUAUUUCACCUGCUAAAUUCUCCCCAAAAAAACCCCCUCACCAUUUCUUCUCCUCUUUCAACAUGUCCAAACAAAGCGCGAGAUCAAAGCAUGCAAUACUUGACAAACAACCCCAAAAACCAUCCAAUAAUUACUUCAUAUUCUCCAACAACUUGAAGAAAGUUCACCCCAUUAAUAAUGGCCUCCACAAGACUUGCUCAGCACUUUCCCUGUCUUCUCUCUCGCUUUCGUUAUCUCAGACGUCCAAUGAUUCCUCCCUCACUGACUCUUCUUUAUCUCCGUUGGAUCAAAACAUAUCUCUGGCGCUUGCUUUGAUCUCUUCGCCGGAAAAAAGAGGCUCUCGCCCGCCGGCUACUAGAAAUGCCCGCCGGCAGCGUUGUAUUAGUCCGGGCCGGAAUAUUCCUAGCCCCAGUUCUAGCGAGGACGAGGUGAAGAGAUGCAACUGGAUUACGAAAAACAGUGAUAAUGUAUAUAUGAAGUUCCAUGAUGAAUGCUGGGGAGUUCCAGUCUAUGAUGAUAAUCAAUUGUUUGAGCUGCUUGCACUGUGUGGCAUGUUGAUGGAUUUUAACUGGACUCAAAUUUUGAAGAGGAGAGAAGUACUGAGAGAAGCUUUUGGUGGGUUUAAUGUAAACAAUGUGGCCAAAAUGGGGGAGAAAGAGAUUCGAGAAAUUGCAUCCAAUAAAGCAUUGAUGUUAGCAGUCAGCAAAGUAAGGUGCAUUGUGCAGAAUGCCAAAUGCAUAGUGAAGAUAGUGAUUGAAUAUGGAUCAUUCAGCAGCUACAUGUGGAAGCAUGUGAGCUUCAAACCCAUCAUCAACAGAUUCAAAUAUCCAAGAAAUGUUCCUCUGAGAAGCCCCAAAGCGGAGAUGAUUAGCAGGGAUUUGGUGAAGCGUGGCUUCCGGUUCGUCGGUCCGGUCAUCGUUUACUCCUUCAUGCAAGCCGCCGGCAUGACCAUAGAUCAUCUUCUGGGUUGUUUUAGAUACAAGGACUGUGUUAAUCUUGCUAGCUAGCUCAAAGACCUUAGCUUGGAGACAUGCCUGAACUGAUGUAUGUAUGUGAAAUUGAAAUUCAUUCAUGAUUGUAACACUAGUUGUUUUUGUUUCCUUUUCUUUUCUUUUAACCAAUAAUAAUAGUAGUGAUAAUAAUAUGGAGUGAUGAGGUAGUUAAACUCGAUCUUGUUGUGUUAGAAUUUGGAAAUUUGGA